Messenger RNA from Penicillium lagena, 831 nucleotides. Its product is annotated as DNA 5'-adenosine monophosphate hydrolase. Gene Ontology annotation, cellular component: nucleus. Gene Ontology annotation, biological process: single strand break repair; double-strand break repair. Gene Ontology annotation, molecular function: single-strand break-containing DNA binding; double-stranded RNA binding; single-stranded DNA binding. The record is from RefSeq and is a predicted model, not a curated record. NCBI's taxonomy places the organism in Eukaryota, Fungi, Ascomycota, Eurotiomycetes, Eurotiales, Aspergillaceae. The transcript has 2 exons. Bases 1 to 831 code for a protein of 276 amino acids.
AUGGAGCGCAAAUCAACCACUGAGGAGGAUGCUGGGGAUGCGCCUCCAGCUGAGAAGAGAAACGCCUUCACCGAGCUCCUCUCCUCCCAAAAGAAGCGAUCCAAGCACGCAGCCAACAUUUCUAAGACUCAAUCCCCACGCAGCAACGCAGCUUUCAGCCGAGCCUCUUUCGGCGGACGCGACGGACUAGGCGCAUACAUCUCCAAACCAGAGUCUUACCCAUCGGACGUGGUCGUAUACCACAAUGAAGAUUUCGCGGUAAUCCACGACAAAUUCCCCAAGUCGAGCCUGCAUCUGCUCCUGCUCCCACGCGACCCCACCAAGUCACGCCUGCACCCAUUCGACGCCUUCAAAGACCCCGAAUUCCUCGCGAAGGUGCAAGCCGAGACGCACAAGUUGCGCAAACUAGCCGCGGGCGAACUACGCCGGAGAUACGCCAAGGACUCAGCACAGGAGCAAGCGCGACAGGCUGCACUGGCUGCGGACCCGCCGCCGGACGAGCUGCCACUGGGACGAGACUGGGAGCGGGAGAUUAUGUGUGGCAUCCAUGCGGUGCCUUCAAUGAACCAUCUGCAUGUGCAUGUCAUCUCCGUGGAUCGGUAUAAUGACUGCCUCAAGCAUCGGAAGCACUACAAUAGCUUCUCGACGCCGUUCUUUGUGCCUAUUGAGGACUUUCCACUGGACAAGGAUGAUGUCCGCUGCCAUCCCACGGGCGAGGGAUAUCUGCGCCGGGACUUUGUCUGCUGGCGCUGUGGGAAGGAGUUUGGGAACCGGUUUGUGGAGCUGAAGCAGCACCUCGACCUGGAGUUCAAGGAGUGGAAGAAACUAUAG